UCCUCUACUGAAUUACACAGCAGAUAAGUGACUCAACUCAGCAGCACAGCACAGUCAAUGGAAAAUGUGGCUUGUCAAGGUCUUCAGUAUCAUAUAUUUCACUGCAUGUGCAGCUGAGGAUCCUCAACAUGUCUCCUCCACGUUCAGAUAUGUUUCUCCAACCAUUCCUAUGCCGAUGUCAACAGAGAUUUCAACUCCCUAUGAGCGUCCUGUACCAUCUCUGCAGCUACAUUCAGAGUGGUUUGAUGUGUUCCCUUCUGAGAAAGUGGAGUUAAGUUGUAAUGUCAAUGGCAACUCUGACUGGACCUUCACCUGGUACCAAAAUACACAACAAGUACAAGAUUCAGAUCCAAAUGUGUCUUUGUCUGUGGAGGGAUCAAAGCUUACAAUCACAGCAGCAACACAAACAUAUUCUGGAAGUUAUUCCUGUAAAGCUCAUCACAAAACAAAGGGAUUUACCACUGAAAGCAGUAAUUCAGUAAAACUCACAGUUCAUGCAAACAGGCCCAAACCCACUUUGACCCGAAGUUCAAACUUUGACCAGAUGUUCCCCGGAGAGUCUGUCACCUUCACAUGCAAGGUUGAUGUGUCCUCUGGAUGGGUUUAUCUUUGGUACUCUAAGGGAACAAAUGAAAUUCAAGCUCCUGAUAAUAAUACUUACACCAUAGAAUCUGUAGAUCAUUCGAACAGUGGACAAUACCACUGCAAAGCCAAGAGAGGCAAAGACCCCUUCUUCACAGAAGAGAGUGAUACAACAGCUCUGCAGGUCUCUGACCCACCUAAACCAUCUCUGAAACUGCUGAGUUCCUGGUCGGAUGUGUUUGAAAAUGAGACGGUGAAGUUUAGUUGUGGAGUCAACAGCCCUGACUGGACUUUCACCUGGUACAGAGAUCAAAAAGAGCUCCUUGAUGAGGUGGACAUUAUAGAUAUAAUGGACUCAUCUCUAAACAUCACCUUGGUCACUCUAGACCAUCAAGGAGUCUAUGCCUGCAAAGUUCACCUCAAUUCAAGGAGAGUCAGCUCUGAAUUCAGCAACACAGUCAGUGUCACAGUUUAUGAAAACAUACCAACUCCAACGGUGAACAAGGUUCCUGGUUUUAACCCGAUGUAUGUUGGAGAAACAGUGACCUUAAACUGCAAAGUAGAUGUGUCCUCUGGCUGGGAGUAUCAGUGGUACAAAUAUGGAAUUGAGCUCCCUUCCACCAACGAAACCAACAGCAUCUAUCUUGCUCUUUCUGAUCGGGGGAAAUAUUCGUGCAAGGCAACCAGAAGUGAAAUAAUAUUAACAGACUUCAGUGAGGAAAUACAACAAAAUGUACUUGAAAUUCCCAUUCCAUUGUUAAAGCUGAUCACACAGUGGUCCGAUGUGUUCCCCACUGAGAGUGUGAAGUUAACCUGCGGGAUGGAAGGCAGCCUUGGCUGGAUUUACACGUGGUACAAGCACGGACUGGAGGUCCAAGCUGAUGAUGUUGCGUCUGUUGACUCAAAUGGAGCUACUCUUUCCAUCCACUCUGCUUCAGCUGAACAUACAGGAGAAUAUAACUGCAAGGGACACCUGAGCGACAGGUCUGUCAGCAGCCACUUUAGCUCUGGACUUACUCUCAAUGUAUAUGAUGAGAAACCCAGAGUAACACUGACGCAAGAUCCAGAGUACAAGGUCAUGUUCCCUGGAGAGUCAGUCACCUUUAGCUGUCACAUUAAUGUCUCUUCUGGAUGGGAGUACCUGUGGCUCAAAGAUCGCGCUCUACUAAGCGAGUCUGGAAACAAGUAUUUAAUCAAAUCUCUUGAUACAACAAAAACAGGGUCAUAUGUUUGCCAAGCAAAAAGAGGCAGUGAUCAAGCCUUCUUCACUGACUCCAGCCAGGCUAUACUCCUUAAAGUUGAAGGAAACAAGCCUAAGCCCGUAGUGACUCAACAGCCAGAUGUUGAAAAGGUGUACACUGGAGAGUCAGUGUCCUUCGAAUGUAAAGUUGGACUCUCAUCUGGUUGGGGGUAUCACUGGUACAAAGACGAAACACCACUUUCGAUCAACGACAGUAGUUUAACCAUCCAUGACGCCAAUUCAUCAAACAGUGGGAUUUAUAAGUGUAAAGCCAUAAGAGACAAAACAAGCAAUACACAGCACAGUGAUGGACGCAUCUUACGUGUAUCAGAAAUCCCUGUUCCAUCUUUAAACUUAAGCACACCAUGGUUGGAUGUGUUCCCUACUGAGAGAGUGAAGUUAAUCUGUCGGAUGGACGGCACCACUGACUGGAAAUAUACGUGGUUCAAAGACAAACAGCCUGUUCAGGCAGAUAAUACUGCAUCCUUUGAUUUAGAUGCAGCUACUCUCUCCAUCAGUUCUGCUUCAGCCUCACGUCGUGGACAAUACAGCUGCUCAGGAAAACUCAAGAGCCGGUCUGUAAGCAGCAUCCUCAGUUCUGGGCUUACUCUGGAUGUUUAUGAUACAAAACCCAGAGUCACACUGGUGCAGGACCCUAAACACAAUGUGAUGCAUACCGAAGAUUCAGUCUCCUUUAGCUGUCACAUUAAUGUCUCUUCUGGAUGGGAGUACCUGUGGCUCAAAGAUGGUGUACCACUCGUCGAAUCUAGAAACAAUCACACCAUUAAAUCUGUUGUGAGAACAAACACUGGAUCAUAUCAAUGCCAGGCUAAAAGAAAAGGAGAUACAGUCUUCAGCUCAGACCAGAGUCAGGCAGUGAGACUUGACAUUGAGGAGCGCCCACAGACUGAUAUAAUCCUUUUAACUGGCUGGUCCGAGGUCUUCUCCACUGACAGCUUGGUGCUCAGGUGUAGGGUGCAAGAAAGUCAGGAUAUGUGGAACUUCACAUGGUUCAAAGAGGGGCAACCAAUCGAUCGUCCUCCCUCUGAGAAACAUGCAGUCACACCCCAGAAUGACCCUGAGCAGAGCCUGUACACCUGCCAGGGCAUUCGCACUGGUAGACCAUCUUAUUCAAGACGCAGUGAUUCUUUCAAGACUAAGAACCUUCUUUUGAAGAGGAGGGUGCUUCUUUCCAUCUCUGGCUGUAUCUUCUUUGGCAUCAUUGCGGUCUUCCUUGGAUGCAUUGUCCUCAGAGUCUUUCGCAAACCAGCGGAUGGUGAAGAGAGGCCAGAAGAGCCUGAGCUGUUUCUCACCAUGGCUCAGCUUAAGGACCGUGAUGAUGCACCCUGUCCACUGGUUCAGUACAUCACCGAUGGGGAACUGAAUGCUUCCUCUAAAGAAGCUGAAGAGGAUGUCACAAGUUGCAGUGAAACAACACCGUUACCAAUAACCUCACUUGCGGACCAAGAUGUGACCAAUGAGAGCGAAGAUGCCUCAGAAAAGAACGGUGGGCUGGUUUCCUUUAAAUAAUGAGUCACUUAAGCCUUUUUUGCACCAAU
Messenger RNA from Anoplopoma fimbria (sablefish), 3381 nucleotides. Its product is annotated as carcinoembryonic antigen-related cell adhesion molecule 5. Gene Ontology annotation, molecular function: transmembrane signaling receptor activity. Lineage: Eukaryota; Metazoa; Chordata; Actinopteri; Perciformes; Anoplopomatidae. The record is from RefSeq and is a predicted model, not a curated record. The coding region runs from base 65 to 3352 and encodes 1095 amino acids. The transcript is spliced from 19 exons. Gene Ontology annotation, biological process: cell surface receptor signaling pathway.